Messenger RNA from Mesocestoides corti, 402 nucleotides. The record is from the annotation of a GenBank genome assembly. Lineage: Eukaryota; Metazoa; Platyhelminthes; Cestoda; Cyclophyllidea; Mesocestoididae.
AUGGCUGACGAGUACGAAGGUGCCGAUUUUGAGUCGGAGGAAGAACCUUUUGAGGAGGUUAUCGAGGAUGAAGUUGAAAAGAACGUUACCUACGUAACCUCAGGCGAACCCCCACGAGCUCAACCCGGAAUGAAUAUGCCACCUCCCGGCCCAGUUGAAAAAAGCAAGCGCAUCACAACGCCAUAUCUGACCAAGUACGAACGAGCUCGAGUCCUGGGUGCUCGAGCGCUUCAGCUCUCAAUGUCGGCGCCUGUCAUGGUCGAACUAAGUGGCGAACGUGAUCCUCUCAAGAUCGCUGAAAAAGAACUGCGUGCCAACAAAAUCCCAAUCAUUAUCCGACGCUAUCUACCCGAUGGCAGCUUUGAAGAUUGGAAUUUGGAUGAACUGAUCCUCGUAGACUAA